Messenger RNA from Mangifera indica (mango), 1702 nucleotides. RefSeq lists its product as uncharacterized. The record is from RefSeq and is a predicted model, not a curated record. The coding region runs from base 400 to 819 and encodes 139 amino acids. The transcript has 4 exons. NCBI's taxonomy places the organism in Eukaryota, Viridiplantae, Streptophyta, Magnoliopsida, Sapindales, Anacardiaceae.
CCAAAUUCUAUUUUGUUUUUUGUUUAAUUUCUUUCAAAUAAUUUCUCUUUACUUGUAUGAACUUCCUGUUUUUCCACUUACAUGUGAAAAUUUUGAAUCGUUUUUAUUUCUAAAUAAUCUUCGGUCAUUCGCCGAAAUUUAGAUUUAGUUGGACGUGAGUUUAAGGUAAUUUUCUUUUCCUCUGUUUUUCUUGGUAACCAAACGUGCGAACAGAACCUAAUCGAACGUAACAGUCUGUGCUCGGUUCAGUCCUUUAAGUUCGAAGGAGAAAACUAAUCACGGCAAUAGUGUGUGCAUUCGUGGCGUCGACUCUGAAACUUUCAUUUUCGAGGUCUUAUUUCAUCACAAUAUCUUCUUACAUGUAUGCGCAUAUGUCUCACGCAGUGUAUUUGACUGUACAUGUUAACUGUGGGUAAAUCUAGUGAUUUUUUUCAUGAAAUAUGGCAAGAUGAGAAGGAUGAAGAUUUUAAGUUCAGCUUUGACAGAGUGCUCUAUGAGAAUUCUGAGCAGGCUGAUGUUUACGAAUUUCUAGCUCUGCAUAUUAUUCGAGAUUGGUUAUGCAAAUUCUGGAAUUUGGAGACUGAAAUUGGAUUUUUGGUGACACUUGGCCAGUAUGUGAAAAUAUUUUCUGUAGGAUCUGACUGUUGGCUUAACGAGCAAUUUAUGUGCAAAUUCUGGAAUUUGGAGAUUAGAGUUGCAUUAGACCUAAAAUCCAACUCAACGUCUUUGAAACACGCUCUGCUCUCCAGUUCAGUUCCAGUUUGUAUGGUCAAACCACAUCGAUUCAACGACUUCAAAAUGUGGAAAAGAGAAUUGUAAGGGUUUUGGUACUCGCAAGAGGAGUCAUGGAGAUUAGAAAUUUGGAAUUUGAGCUUGGGUGUUGGCUGAUGCCCUUUGUUUGCUGGCUGAUGGGAUUCUGCCUAUGGAGUCUUGGAGAUAGUCAGUGUGGCCCCCUGCUGUGAACCCUGAUCCGACUACUUUUCUUGUUGCACUUUCUGCUUGGGUGUAUUUUGGUUUUGCUGCACUUUUUGCUUUUGUUGGAAUUUUAAAUCCUGCUGUUGCAUCCCAUGUUGCUGUUGUGCUGCACUUUCUGCUUGGGAAUGUUUUGGUCUUGUUGCUCUGUCUGUCUUCUUUUUCUGUUCUUUUUGGAAACUCUAAUCCUGGUGCUGCUUCCUCUGGUUGCUGCUUGCUGCAAUUUUUGCUUGGGAGUGUUUGGUUUUGUUGCACUUUCUUCUCUUGCUGGAACUUUAAUCCUGUUGGUGCAUCCCUUGUUGUUUUGUUAUACUCUUUGUUGUCUUGCUUGCUCUUGGAGGGCUGUUUGGAAUCUAUGAACUUAAUUUAUUUGUUUUUCUUUAGUUUGGUUGUUUUGUCUCUUCUUGAACUCUAUCUUCGAAUCUCCUUAGAUGGUUAAUCAAGGGGAGUUGUUUCCCCCCUUGUGAUAUCCUUUUCCUCUUCUGCUUGGGGUUGUGUCCUUCGGGUUGAGGGUUGGGCUUGUCCUUGCUCUCUUGUUUGUAAUUUGUAUAGAUUUCUGCUUGUUUCUUGUCCUUUUGGUUUGCAACAAGGUGAGCUCUAGUCGUUUCCCCAGUCUAGCUAGGUCCUUUUGUUAAUAUUAUGCUUAAUUACUGAAAGAAAAAAAUUUAAUUAUUACGUUUAUAGAUUUAGACUAUUUUGUUAAUAUUUAUUAUUAGUUACUUUGUUAAAG